CCCACCAGCACACUGCUACAUAUUUAAAUACACCCGCCCUCUUCUUUGCAUAUCGUUCUUAAAGAAUUAUCCUCGUCUUCCGACCCUCAGCUUGAGCUUGAUACCAGGUUUCCAGCCUCAUAGGCCUCCGAAGUAACGUCCAUCCCGGUCUACCGAUUGGCCUCAUCGGCCCAGCCAGUGGAUCAACCUAUCCAACCGGACCUGAUACUCCAGCAACUACUUGAUUACGCUCCUCGGCCCUGGCCAAGAGUAGUCAUACUUGUAGGCCGUUCAGUACCAUUGAAGUAACCUGCUUGACUAACCCAAAACCUCUGUCGAUUGCCCAGCAUAUCAAAACAAGUCAGCUAGAAAGCUGCAUUAGUUCUUCAACGAUCAAGUCCACCAACACGCCCAUCUCGUUUGUCUGUGCUCAGCUAGGAUGGCUACCACCGGUCUCUAUACCCUCAACGAUCCCGUCCAGCAGGAUCAUCCUAACUACGGGCCCCCACUCGAUCAAGCCAAUCCAAUCACACCCUCCGUUCCUAUUCACCAGCUGCAAGACCAUCAAUCUUCAUAUGACCCCUAUCGGGAUCCCACAGCUAGCUUGGCCACCCAUUACAUCGAAUGCAGCCGAGACAGUAGCGGCAGCAACACCAAUAACGGCCAAGAUAGCCAUCUUGCCAGUAAUGACAGCUCCCCAUUUGGCAGUAACGGUAAUCAGCUCACACCCAAUAUGGAUGCCAACACAAACUUCCAAGCUAUCAUGACUGCAAUCGAUGACCCUUCCACACAACCCAACCAACCUCUGGCUUCCAUCGAACCUGACCCCAGCAUUUCCAAUGCUAAGCCAGCAAACCAUGCGAACUCACAUGAUCCUGCCCUUGACGAAGAUGCCCCACAUGAGGAGGACGACGACGAAGGUAGCGAUAAUGACUCAUCAUUUAUUAACCCGCCGGUUUUGACUGGUGAUACCUAUCAAGAUGGUAGUAUCGACCCUAAUCACCCCCUCACCACCUCCAACCUUCAUUCCUGGUCUCAUCCUCAAACCUCCCAUCAUCAGGAAAUAGAACAGAAACCUGAAAUACCCUCGUCAAGCGAACCUUUGUCCACCAGAAAACGGAAACGCACCUCCGAUCAAAACGGGUCCGUCAAGACGCCUGCGCGCCGUGAAUCUGGCCGACCCAAGCAGACCCCUCGGGUCAAGAGUGCUGAGCAGGUGGCCCGAGAGGCUUUGAUUGAACAGCAAAACCCACACGCAUCCAAGAACGAAUUGCGCUCGCUCAAGCUGCGUGCCUUGCAUGCCAUUCGGAUUGCUGAGCGAGAGUUGAACAUGCCCGAGGCUGAGAAACAGAGACGGCUUCGGUUGAGAGAAUAUGUACGCCACAAAAGGGCUGAAGAGCGUAGUCUUAAGGGUUCAGGAAAAACAGGAACUACCGGGGCGGAGGCUGAGUUAAAACCUCGAAGUGCAAAAUCGGGUUCGCGCAGUUCAAGUCAAUCUGCAAAAAUCAAACAGGAGGUCGAACCUUCCGAUCACCAAGAGGAGCCGCAGGCGACCAAUUCUCACCUCCCAAUGGCAGUAUCUUAUCCGAACCAAUCUCAACAACUUCCAAGUCCUUCCGCCCCCUCUCCUAUGAAUGACUUGCCCGACAAUCAGCUUGCACCCAAUGGGCACACUUCAAAUUCUAAGCGGAAGGCAGCACCUAAGAAGUCUGAGAAGCCACCGAAAGGCAAAUCAGCUCCACGCGCCAAGCGUUCAGUGGCAUCGUUAGAGGCCGAGAUCAAGAGGCGAAACCCUAACGCUUCGCCAACUCAACUGAAAUCACUCAAGCUUAGAGCUCUCCAUGCCGACCGAAUCGCCGAACGAGAACAAAACAUGAGUGAGAAAGAUAAGAUUCGUAGACAGAAACUACGAGAGUACAUGCGAAGACGCAGAGAGGAGGAGCGUGUAGAGAAAGGACAGGCACCAACCGAGUUGAGUUCCUACAUUGAAGCCAAAGUCGCAUCGGAUUCGACCUUGAGAUAUCGAAGAUCUUUGGACUCGAGUACUAGCAUGAAUGAAGAAUCCCAGGUUAACCCAGACGAUAGCUCGAUGUCUGGGUUAACGGCAGCUCCACUAGUACCGGAGGGGAUGAACGCAGACGAUCGCCUGGCGGCCUUUUCGAUGAUGGAAUUGACGAACAACUACCAGCACCAAUUUGCACAGCCCCAUCACGUCCCAGUCCCAUCGCCCAACCUCCACCUGCAUCCGCUCUUCCAGAUGCCGAUGGGCCAACCUUCGAUUGAGGUCCCAUCACCAUACGACUCGAUCCACACGGGCUAUCCAGCGAUGACGGAACAGUGGGCACACGUCCCUCAGCCAGAUCCGAGCAGCCUACCGGCGGAUGAGAUGGCUGAGAAGGCGCUCCAUGCGGCGCUCGAGGAAGCUAUCUACAUGAAGCCUCAUGACCAUAACCAGAUCCCGCUCGGCGAACAACAACAACAACUCCAUCACCAUCAUCCGCACUAUUCACCUACUGAGCAAUCUAUCGAGGCUGACAGACUGGCCAGGUUGGAGCAGGAACGCAUUCAACUUGCUGAGGACGAGAUCUUGGGGAUCGAACGUGCCCGCGAACUUGCAAUGAUCGCCGCCGCUGCUGCUGAGGUCGAACAUGCCCAACAGAUCUCUGGAUCUACCUCCUCACAUCGUCUGCGUUGAACCCUCCCACUUGAUCUAUCUCACAUCUCUUCUACUUUUCUUCUCGUUUUAUCAUUUUGAUCUUAUCUUUUUCCAUACUCUUACACGGAACCAGUCGGCAACAGCAAGAAUACACCUCCCCCCUUUUUUGGUUUCUUCUUCUUGUGUCGUUUCUAUUCUUAUAUUAAGACCACAUAUCCCCUCGACAAAACGAAAAAAAAAAUCUAUCCCACUCGCCUCUCAUGAUUGAAAAUGAACUUUGCUGUUUCUAAAUGAUUUUUUCUUUCUUUCUUUUCCUUCCUUCCUUUCUCCGUCUCCUUUUUUCUUUUCGUUUCCUCUUCACCUCCUUUCCUUUUUGUUUUCUGGUUAUUGGUUAUCUAAACGGUCGGUUGAGUGAAGUGUUAUCUCAAUCAAUUCUAAACAGGUCUUUUUCCGCGCAAAUGUUG
Messenger RNA from Puccinia graminis f. sp. tritici CRL 75-36-700-3, 3099 nucleotides. RefSeq lists its product as uncharacterized. Lineage: Eukaryota; Fungi; Basidiomycota; Pucciniomycetes; Pucciniales; Pucciniaceae. Bases 419 to 2674 code for a protein of 751 amino acids. The record is from RefSeq and is a predicted model, not a curated record. The transcript is spliced from 5 exons.